CUGGUAGUCUGCGAACCUAGAUGCGACGUAUGGUGCGAGAGUUUCUGCACGAGCGGAUAAUGCGCGCCCGUCUUCGUAGCAGCCUGAGGGUUUUUGCGUCGUGACAAUGUUCAGUGUCGUGACAAUGUCCAGUCUGUCGCAACAAUCGCCAUGAACCACGAGGGCGCAACUUUUGUCCACCAUCUGGCUCGCCAGGCCCAGUUGCUGUCCUGUCUGCACUGGCUCAGCACCUUCCAAGUGCUGGCCUGUAUACCUCUUACACAGUCUGUCCCCAUCCAAGAUGUGGCCGACCUGGCUGGCGUCCCCUUGUCGCACCUCCUACGCAUCGUGCGCGCGACCGCAACAGUAGGAUUCCUCCAUGAGCCGGAGCCAGAAUUCGUAGCACAUACAGCACUAUCGAGCCAAUUUGUCACAAAGCCGUCGCUCAUCGAUGCCGUUCUCUUCAUCUGUCAUACCGCCAUGCCUACUGGCCUCCAGAUGGCUGAGGCGACUCGGCUGCAGGUGCAGUCGCCAGACAGCUCGCCAUGCGCUUAUGCGUUGGCCUCUCGCGCUGUCAAGGGCCGUAGUUCUGAGAAUGGCCAACAACCAAACUUGCAUCGCCAGCUCAUGGCGUAUCAGCGCUUGUCUAAUCGUGCUCUGGACGAUUGCGUCACUCAGCUACUUUCAAACUUGGACUGGUCUCACUUGGAUGGCGCCACGGUUGUCCAGGUUGGCCCUCCCUCGACUGCCGCUGCACGAGCCUUGUCCGGGGCGAAUGCAAACAUUCACUUCAUAGUGCAGAUGUACGACCGCCCAAAAGGGGCAAUCGAGACAGCCAGCUCCAAGUUUGGGAACAUCAUGGUCCAGCAGAGGAUGAGGGGAGCACCGCAGCUCGUCCAAGACGCGUCCGUCUAUAUAAUACACUCCCCGCAUCUGUCCGUGCACCAUACCACCAAUGAUCUCCGCACCCAAUUCAUUGUCGAGAUCAAAGCCCAUCUCCGCUUGCUCCAGGGUAAACCAAACGCUCAGUUAAUUCUUGUCGCUCAAGUGAUACCUGAACCAGGGACCGCUGAUGCCGAAGUCGAGGCGGCCUCACGCUUCUACGAUUUGAGUUUGCUGCAGAUGGCCAAUGACCAAGCUUUGGGAUUUGAGCAGUUGGUGGACAUGGUCAACGACAUCCGUGACAAUACUGGAAGACUCAUCGUCACCAAUAAGUUGUGCUCAAGAGACCAUUCAGUGGCGGCAUUGCAGGUGAAGGUUGUGUCGUUUCUGGAUGAUCAAGGUAGUUAAUGGUCAGACUAGCUGGCCGUAGAACUGUUCCGCCCUAUAGAACGUCUGGCAUAUGUAGUACUAUCAUAAUAAAACGUUCUCUGGAGCAGAUUAGUUCUCGCACUUCAUUUGGCUUUCAGAGCGUGUAAAUGGUC
Messenger RNA from Bipolaris sorokiniana ND90Pr, 1403 nucleotides. RefSeq lists its product as uncharacterized. The transcript is spliced from 3 exons. Lineage: Eukaryota; Fungi; Ascomycota; Dothideomycetes; Pleosporales; Pleosporaceae. Bases 151 to 1269 code for a protein of 372 amino acids. Gene Ontology annotation, molecular function: methyltransferase activity. The record is from RefSeq and is a predicted model, not a curated record.